Messenger RNA from Gigantopelta aegis, 2751 nucleotides. RefSeq names its product heparan-sulfate 6-O-sulfotransferase 2-like. The record is from RefSeq and is a predicted model, not a curated record. Gene Ontology annotation, molecular function: heparan sulfate 6-sulfotransferase activity. Gene Ontology annotation, cellular component: membrane. The coding region runs from base 161 to 1387 and encodes 408 amino acids. NCBI's taxonomy places the organism in Eukaryota, Metazoa, Mollusca, Gastropoda, Neomphalida, Peltospiridae. The transcript is spliced from 2 exons.
GGAAACAUGGCGCAGCGGAAGUGGAAAUGUGCUGGCUAAAGUAAAGUGGGAUUUGCAGGAUUGUCGGUUUCCAUUGUUUAUAGUCGAGUACUAAUUGAACUCUGCGGAGUGAUGAUGGUGAUGCGUAGUCGGUUACUCGUCUGAUCGAUGUCUGGCCGUAAUGAAGUCGUGGAAACUCGCACUUCUCGUUCUUUCCGUCGUGUCCCUCGGCUCCAUUAUUUUCAUGGGAUACUUUUGUUUUGAUAACAAAUGUGCUCUCACGGGCAGAACCGCGGCACCCGUCUAUAAAAGCGACCUCGAUGCGUAUUUGGCAGGAAGUAACAACAAGCACACUUUUCCAGAACACCACGUCGAUAAAGAUUACGACCUGCACUUUGAGGAGGAAGAUGUUAUUGUUUUCCUUCAUAUCCAGAAGACUGGGGGGUCGACCUUUGGGAAACAUUUGGUGAAUUUGGACACCGACCCCCCAUGUGUCUGUUACAAACGGCAGGGUCCAUCGAGAAAGAGGCAUUGUGACUGUAUAACACGGAAAAGAAGGAUUUGGUUAUUUAGUCGCUUUACUACGGGUUGGCCAUGUGGCGUGCAUGCCGAUUGGACAGAGCUGACAGCCUGUAUAUCCAGCAUAAUGGACAAAAAGGAACACAUGAAAAGAAAGAGAAGGUAUUAUUACGUGACCAUCUUGCGGGAUCCGAUAAAGCGUUACGUCAGUGAAUAUAUGCAUGUACGUCGAGGUGCCACCUGGAAAACUGCCCACCUCAUGUGCAAUGGAAGGGAGGCAACUCUGGAAGAGGUGCCAGUGUGUUACGAAGAUGUUGAUUGGUCGGAUGUGUCUCUAGAUGAGUUCCUGGAGUGUCCGUACAACUUGGCCCACGACCGCCAGACCAGGAUGUUGGCCAAUCUUAGCGUCGUUAAUUGUUACAACACCACCGGCAUGGAUAAGAAAGUGAGAGAUGAGAAAAUGCUGGAAAGUGCUAAAGCAAACCUCUUGGAUAUGGCGUUUUUUGGUUUGACCGAGUAUCAAAAAGACACACAGUUUUUAUUCGAACACACUUUCAAUCUGAAGUUUAUGGGCAACUUUCUCCAGUAUAACAGCACUUCCAGCAAGAGGGCGAGAAUUUCUGAGCGACAAAAAAAACAACUUAUCGAGAGGAACACUAAUGACAUUCUCCUUUACCAGUUCGCUAAGGAUCUAUUUAUCCAGCGAGUUAAGAAGGCUCGUGAAGAGACUUCCGCAUUGGAUCAACCGACAGUAGUGUCUGUUGACAAUGGUGGUGGUGAUUUUGAAGAUGUGGACAAUGCUAAAGACAAUUGGAAAAAUUAUAAACAUUUUCAACGGAACCAAGAUACCGAUAACACUGGUCAUUUUUCACAUCAGACAAAGAGAUAAAUUGCAGAAGCUUUAAGCUUGAACGUGUUUAAGAGCUGUGCCCAAUUGUGGUCAUUUUCAUGAGAGUACAAACUGUAGUCGUGUAGUACUUCCACCAACCCUCUUAAAAACUACCAUACAUCAAAAAUGUUGAUUUUGAAAGGAUACUUUUUUAUCAAUUUUUAUAAAAUUUAUUUGAAGCAUAUACUGGCAUUGAUACACAUCCCCCAUCAUACAGCUUCUACAGUUUGUUUCAGAAUGUAGAUAUUUGUGAACAGCCUGUUUUUUUUGUUGUUUUUUUAUUUUUAUUUUAUAAAGAUACCAGUUGUCAAGGAUGUGUUUUGCUGAGAGUGAGGAGGCAGGUCACUUUUAUUUUAAUAUAAUUUUCAUACUUGAAUCCAGUUAACACCACCAUAAAAUAAAUCCUAUGUUUUUAGCCCCACCGGCCCCAGGAUAAAGGCCCACCCCUGUAUUUUUUUAAUUUUGGAAAAAAAAUUUCUCGAUGUGAUGCAUUUUCAAUCUCCUGAAAAAUAAAGUAAAAAAUUAAAUUCCGCCCCCAUUUAAAAAAAAUAUGUGAUGAAAAUCUAGUGUUUGUUUUAAUUAAUAUUAUGACUUAUGGUUCAAGCAAAUUGUUCUGGGCACAGAUCUCUGCUAUCUGGGCCAUCUGUCCUAGGUAGGAGUUGAUCGUCGGUGACGGCCAAGUUGGUGUGUUGAAAGUCGCCUCCCCAUUGCACCAUUAAAACUUGUUAUGGAUGGGAGCCAGCAUCAAAACUCUGUACCUACUAGCUUAAACUAUCUGCUUGCUGCUAAAUGCUAAAAUCAGGGAAAACCGAUAACUACUCUAGUCCCUUUCACUGGCAAAAUCAUUUUAUGUUUCAAUGAUUUUAAUUCUUACCUUAGUAUGGUAGUGUAAUGACACUGGUUAAAAAAAUUAUUGGCUUGAAAUAAUGAGGUUCAUUCAGCAGGGGUGCACAGAUGGAAAAUAUUUCACUAGCCCACCACACCAGAACUAACUAAAAUGUACUAGCCCGUGGGAAUUUUUACUAGUCUGCCAGUCUAUUAUAUUUGAUUGUUUAACAGUAUUAUAAUAUACAGUGUCUUCACUUCAAGUGAUAUAUAUAGAUUUAUUGACAAAACCAUUAUUAAGGACACUUGGUAAGUGAUCAACAUCACAUGGCAAAUGAAAUCAAGCCCCAAACCUUGAUUGACAAAUCAAUGAAUUUAGAAUUAUUCUGGUAAAGACUAUUUUUUUCACAUUUCUUUCAUAUAGAUUAAAAAAAAAUUCAAGUGAAUUCUGGUAUGGCUGAUGUGGAUUCGAUGCAAUUUUUUUUAAAAUCCAGUCAGAACAGUGUUGUAUGUGUGUGUGUGUAUAUAUAUAUAUAUAU